Molecule: messenger RNA, 932 nt
Organism: Ochlerotatus camptorhynchus
Lineage: Eukaryota; Metazoa; Arthropoda; Insecta; Diptera; Culicidae
Product: cone-rod homeobox protein
Exons: 3
Coding region: 102-818 (238 amino acids)
Biological process (GO): regulation of transcription by RNA polymerase II
Molecular function (GO): RNA polymerase II transcription regulatory region sequence-specific DNA binding; DNA-binding transcription factor activity, RNA polymerase II-specific
Source: RefSeq, a predicted model, not a curated record
CAGGUCGGUUGUGCAAUUCGAAGGGAAAUAAAGCAAGUGCUCAUAGUAUAAAUUGCUCAUUGGUAGUGAAAUUGAAAAGCUUGGAGAUUGAUUCCAACACGAUGGCUGGACCGUUUCUGUCGCCACUGCCGGGUGACUUGCUAACGGAAUACAUGUUCGGUCGCAGACGUCAACGAAGGAAUAGAACUACUUUCACGCCACAGCAACUGCAAGAGCUGGAGACUCUGUUCCAGAAGACGCACUAUCCGGAUGUAUUUCUUCGAGAGGAGGUUGCCCUCAGGAUUAGCCUCAGUGAAGCACGGGUGCAGGUUUGGUUCCAAAACCGCCGUGCAAAGUGGAGAAAGCAAGCUAGACUACAGCUAUUGCAGGACGCAUGGCGAAUGCGCUGCUUGGGCAUCAGUUCCCCACAAUUAAUAGUUGAUCCGCAAAAUCCUGCAUCAGCCAACAACAAUAACCCUCCCGGCAAGAAAGUCGAUGGUUCGGGAUCUCCUCCCAAGGAACCGGAGUUUACCUUGAUGCAUCCGGCGUUUCAAGGUCCGAACGGAACAUCCAACAGCUCGAUUGACACCACAGCCAAACGAAGCGAUUCUAGUCAUCCACUGUACCCAUCUAGUCAAACCAUUCCAGCGGGAAUACAAAGUUCCCCUCCAACUCGCGACGAUCGCCAGAUGUACUCUCUGGGCCAUGCUGCCGCUGGUGUUUCGAAUCACCCCGAAGACUCCAACAGCAGCGAUCUAUCGGACGGAUCGGAAGAGAUUGAUCUCACUACCAACGGUGGCUGUAUUGACUAUUCCAAUAGCGGAGCAAAUAGAAACUAAAUUUAAUUCAUACUGUACAUAGAUUUUCUGGAAGCCAAAGCACUCAUGUGAACUCAAACUAGUCAUAGUCUUGGAGACAUUCUAUUUAAACAGAUUUAAAUACAAGCUCUCGUU